Messenger RNA from Durio zibethinus, 2926 nucleotides. The record is from RefSeq and is a predicted model, not a curated record. NCBI's taxonomy places the organism in Eukaryota, Viridiplantae, Streptophyta, Magnoliopsida, Malvales, Malvaceae.
UUGCCCCCUUCGCUUCUUUAAAACCUUGGCAGAGUAUUUGACUCCCUCAUUUUUUUCAUCAACAAAAUCAAACGCUCUCGGCGAGAAUCUCACUUAAUAAAAUACUUUCAGAUUUUUUUUUCAUCUCUUAGCUCUGGUUUUAGUUUCAAUGGUGGAGAUGGAGGGAGAUUCUAGAAGAGUGCGAGUGAAGGAAGUUGAUGAUGCAGAUGAGAUCAAGGUUAGAAACGAGAAUAAUACUAAUAAGAUAAAGAAUCAGCAGCAGCAGAAGAAGAAGAAGAAGAAGAAGAAGAAGAAGAAGAAGAAGAAGAGAAGAUCAUCGAGUUUGGCGAGAUUUGGAUGCUUGAGAAUGGAAUCUGAUGUGAACGGAGGUAUCAAUAUGGAAGUCGAGUUUCCGGGAGAGCGUAACGAUCCUACUCAUCUUGUUAUCAUGGUUAAUGGCAUCAUUGGCAGUGCUCAGGAUUGGAGAUUUGCUGCAAAGCAGUUUUUGAAGAAGUAUCCGCAGGAUGUUAUUGUUCACUGCAGCAAGCGCAAUUCUUCAAUGUCGACAUUUGAUGGUGUCGAUGUAAUGGGUGAUAGAUUAGCAGAGGAGGUUAAAUAUGUCAUUAGCUGUCACCCAAGUGUUCAGAAGAUUUCUUUUGUUGGUCAUUCAUUAGGUGGCCUUGUAGCAAGGUAUGCCAUUGCACGGCUUUAUGAACAAGAUCUCACUCGAAAAAUUUCUCAAACAAAUGGAGAUUGUGGAACUGAUCAUUUGGGAGAUUCAUGCCCUGAUGGGAAAUUAAAAGGGAAAAUUGCUGGACUAGAGCCCAUGAAUUUCAUAACAUUUGCAAGUCCCCACCUCGGUUCCCGGUGGCAUAAACAGGUCCCAUUGUUCUGUGGCUCCCAUGCACUGGAAAAAAUUGCUGCCCGCAUAUCAUGGUUUCUUGGUAGAACUGGAAAACAUUUGUUUUUGACUGAUAGAAAGAAUGGAAAACCACCACUUCUUCUCCAGAUGGUCAAUGAUUGUGAAGAUCUUAAAUUUAUAUCCGCUCUUCAGUCCUUCAGGCAUCGUGUUGUGUAUUCAAAUACAAGUUUUGACCAUAUUGUUGGAUGGAGUACCUCUUCCUUACGGCGUCGAAAUGAACUUCCAAAGAUUAAAAAUCUUCCAAGAGGUGACAAAUACCCACACAUUAUAAAUGUGGAAACAGCAAAAACAGCUGCCCUUGAUGAAGACCCUUCCGAGGCCAAAAUCAAUGGAAAUGAGAAGAUAAACAUGGAAGAGGAAAUAAUCAAAGGUUUAACAAAAGUCAGCUGGGAACGGGUUGAUGUUUACUUCAAAGGAAGCAGACAAAGGCUUCUUGCACAUAGUACCAUUCAGGUGAAAAGCUACUGGGUUAAUUCUGAUGGAGCUGAUGUAGUCCAACACGUGAUUGACAAUUUUCUCUUAUAAGAGGUGGCGAUUUGUUGCUAUACAUAUGUAAAUUGCCAAAUGGCUUUUUGGUCCAAUGGCAGUCUGGAAGGACUGUUAACGGUGAAAAAUUCUCAGUUAAAGCUCCAACCCAAAUCGGAUCGGAUGAGUAGCCUGAUCUCGUGGACAGGUUCUACGCGUGAGGUUGGAACGUGGAAAUUUACUCUGCAGGGUUUAAAUGGGUGGUGGCCAUUAACGCUGAGCAGAAGGUGGAAUAUCAUAUUUGUGUGUAAAUAUAUAUUAUUUAAUAAUCUUAGGUGUCCUACAUGUGUUGUAACGAGUAAAGACGGAUUACUUGCUAGCGGUUCAACCUGCUUUAUUUUCAGUCAGAAAUAAGAUGACAGCAUCGUCCAAAGAUUGUAACGAUUAUAAGGUACUAGCUUCGCAGGAUGCAACUCCACGUAUGUGGGCGUCUGAGUGUUAAGUAUGAUCUGAUCCAGAUAUGUAGUUAAUAGAGAAUUUAAAUUAUCUUAACAUCUUGUCGGUCCCAGCCCAGCUCACUCUCUGUUCCUUGUGUAGGCUUUUAUGUUACAGCUGGACUUUGGCCCAAUCCCCUGGCAUUAUACUGGUCCUGUAAUGCCUUAAUGGUGGUGUGUAACUGUAAUCAAUAAUGGAUAAGGUAUCAGUAUCAGAAUUCAGAUGUAAAUUAGAAAUGAAAUUUCAACGCAAUUAGAAAAUUUCUGUUGUCUUGCAAUCCGCCAAACUUUUUUGGUGUAAUAUUCUUAAGAGUUUGGUCCAUUGUGAUAAUUUACGAAUGGCAAGCAGAUUCUUAACUUACUAUUAUGAUUUUGUUAUCUCAUAAACGAGGAUUCCAAAAAAAUACUUACAAUUUCUGGAUACGGAAUUGAGUUUGUUUUUGAUAACAUUGAAAUUACUUGACGUAAAAGGGUAAAUAUUUUUUGAUGAACCGGUAUCUUAAAACUUGUGGGAGCACUGGAGAACUCUGCUGUAAUUGGUAGCCAUAAGCGGUUAGAAUUGCAGAGUAUAUACAGUGUUCUCUGUUAAGGACAGGACUCUCAUUCCCAAGAGCGUGCGGGAGCUUGCAGGUAAAAUAUUUAACUCUCCAACCAACCCAGAAAUUUGCUGUUCCUACCAUAAUUUGCUGUUCCUACCAUAAAAGACUAUAUUAUCAAUCAAACUCCAUAGUCUGUUGCCUUGUAUACCAACCCCCGAAUACUAUCCUCCUCGGGAAAUAGUAAUGAAAAAAGAAAAAACUAUUCCCAAUUCCUAAGUGAUAGAGAUUUGGCGUGUUGGAGUGGAACUGGUCACGACUCACGAGUCAUUGACUCUGCCCACGAGCCAAAACCUUAAAACCAGGCACCCACCUCAAAAGGAACGUAAACAGGGGGGGACAAAAUGAAAGGAGAAAUGGGGAAGGAAUGGAAUGGAAUAGGAAAUUCCAGUAACCUAGCUAAAUCCCGACUGUGACGUUACAUAAACCCCUUUUGUAGAAAACUCUCUAUCAUUUGGUAUUUGUGUGAU